AAGAUGUCUUGCUACGACCUGUGCCCACCAAGAACCGGCGUUGCCGUCCCCCAGCCCAUCGCUGAGAGCUGCAACGAGCUGUGCGCCCGCCAGUGCCCCGACUCUUCAGCCUUCAUCCAGCCACCGCCUGUGGUUGUCACCUUCCCCGGCCCCAUCCUCAGCUCCUUCCCCCAGCAAGCCGUGGUGGGCUCCUCCGGAGCACCCGCCUUUGGGGGCAACCUGGGGCUGGGAGGCCUCUACGGUGCUGGGGCCACUCAGGCCUCGGGGGGCCUCUGCACCUUUGGCAGACCCUAUGCUCCUGCCACCUGCAGCCCUCUGGCUCUGCCCCGCUACAGCCAGAGGCUGUGGGACACCCGUGGGUCCUGCUAGAACCAGGCCAUGCCCACCAACAUCUCUGCAGGAGUGACAUGGCUGGCACAAGGCACUGAGGAGUGAUGAGCAUCCCCUUCCCCAUCCAAGGCCUUGAUAGCUGGCAGUGCCACGCACAUUCUGCUCAUCUCUGUUCUCUUCUGCUGCCGCCUGUUCUCCUC
This is a messenger RNA of Neopsephotus bourkii (Bourke's parrot), 530 nucleotides long. RefSeq names its product scale keratin-like. Gene Ontology annotation, cellular component: intermediate filament. The record is from RefSeq and is a predicted model, not a curated record. The transcript has a single exon. Lineage: Eukaryota; Metazoa; Chordata; Aves; Psittaciformes; Psittacidae. Gene Ontology annotation, molecular function: structural constituent of cytoskeleton. Bases 4 to 369 code for a protein of 121 amino acids.